Messenger RNA from Achroia grisella, 1135 nucleotides. RefSeq names its product E3 ubiquitin-protein ligase sina-like. Gene Ontology annotation, biological process: proteasome-mediated ubiquitin-dependent protein catabolic process; multicellular organism development. Bases 176 to 1129 code for a protein of 317 amino acids. The transcript has 5 exons. Gene Ontology annotation, cellular component: cytoplasm. The record is from RefSeq and is a predicted model, not a curated record. Lineage: Eukaryota; Metazoa; Arthropoda; Insecta; Lepidoptera; Pyralidae. Gene Ontology annotation, molecular function: ubiquitin conjugating enzyme binding; zinc ion binding; ubiquitin protein ligase activity.
UAAACAUCAAAUUUAAUAUCCAUUAACGAUACGGCAGGAACCUUAAGACUAGUUAGAGAAUAUGUUAAUAAACGUUGUAUCUGUAUGUCAUCCAGCAGUACCUAAGCCAAAUACUGUAUAGGUUUCUCGUACAUAACCUUGUUCAUAUUUAUGUAUGUGGGUUACAUAAAAUAAAAUGGCAACUGCGAAAGCAAACAAAAAAAUGGCGGCGGUAGCGGUCCAGUUGCCAGAGUGCCCUGUGUGCCUGGAAACAAUGUCGGCGCCGAUAUUUCAGUGUCAAUCCGGGCACAGCCUUUGUAACACCUGCACUGCUUCUCUGCGUCCACCAAUCUGUCCUAUAUGCCGCCAGUCUAUGACGCAGAUUAGAAACUGGCAGCUUGAAGAGAUGAUAACCAAGGCUAAGGUACCAUGCCCUAACAAGUCGUUCGGGUGCGUGUAUAUGAUGGCAACCGUUGAUGUAGAUGACCACACAAAAGAGUGCAUUUUCCGCGAGAUGGAAUGUCCUCUUGGAAUCGUUUUUGGAAGAUGCUCAUGGCAUGGAAAACUGAAGGAGAUGAUGGAUCAUUUUAAAGAGCGUCACCCUCAAAAUUGCAACGUAAACACAGAUACCGAUGUGGAAAUGAAUAACAUAAAUAUCAAGGAAGACGACCGCUAUGUGUACCUGCUGUCGCAGGGGAAAUUGUUGUUUAUAAUCACUAUGAAAAUCGAUACUAUAAACAAUUUGGUAUAUUGGGCAGUACAGCACAUUGGGAGCAAGAAAGUUGCUCACCAGCACAUUUACGAGAUACACGUUACAAGCAAGCAGGAUGUCAGGAGGAAAACAGUGUUCAUGGAACAUUGCUUCAAUGACGCUGUUAAAGCCGAUGAGGUGUUCCGCUUAGGAAAAUGUGGCAUCAUGUCAUUGAAUGUAUUUAGUAACUUCAUAAAAGACAAAAAAAUGUCGUUCCGAUUCUUCAUCAAGAGAAUUCCGCCAACAGUAAAUAAUGAUAGAAAUUCAAAUAGUGGUGGCAGCACACAACCUCAGAACAGAGGACCCAAGGUACCUGGACCGAAAGGUCCCGGCGGACCCAAGGGGCCAGGACCUAAUAAAGCACAUGGACCUAGAAAACCACAUAAACAGAAUACAUAAAAUGGG